Halteromyces radiatus is the source of this 2580-nucleotide messenger RNA. RefSeq lists its product as uncharacterized. Gene Ontology annotation, cellular component: HOPS complex; late endosome. Gene Ontology annotation, molecular function: protein binding. Gene Ontology annotation, biological process: macroautophagy; protein targeting to vacuole; cellular response to starvation. The coding region runs from base 1 to 2580 and encodes 859 amino acids. The transcript is spliced from 12 exons. NCBI's taxonomy places the organism in Eukaryota, Fungi, Mucoromycota, Mucoromycetes, Mucorales, Cunninghamellaceae. The record is from RefSeq and is a predicted model, not a curated record.
AUGGAACAACCUGAUAUUCAAAACGCAAAUAGUUUCAAUGAUAAUGAUAGUAAUAUUAGUAGCCAACAAUAUGAAGAUAGUGACUAUGACGAUGAAUCUAGUUAUGGUGAAGAAGAAUCAGAUGAUGGUAAUGACUUGGAAGAUGAACCGAAACUUAGAUAUCGUCGUGUUGGUGCAAGUGUACGUGAUUUAUUGGAUCGAGAUACUGCUUCUACUUUGAAAGUAUCUGACAAAUUUGUGACACUUGGAACUCAUUGGGGUGCUGUUCAUAUCUUGGAUUUUGAAGGUCAUUUGGUGAAAAGUUUUCAACAACAUACUGCUACUGUCAACGAUAUCUCCAUUGAUGCUUCUGAAGAAUAUAUUGCUAGUGCUUCUGAUGAUGGUAAAGUAUAUAUUUAUGCACUCUAUACUCCAGAAAUCCAACAUUUUGACUACCGACGACCGGUGAAAUCAGUGGCUAUUGAUCCUGAUUAUGCUCAUAAGAAAACAAGACAGUUUGUAUCCGGUGGUAUGGCAGAACAAUUGAUCAUGAAUGAAAAAGGUUGGCUUGGUCAUCAGAAUACAGUGUUACAUGCGAAUGAAGGUCCUAUUUAUUCAAUUCAAUGGAAAAAUAACUUUAUUGCUUGGGCUAAUGAUACGGGUGUCAAAGUAUAUGAUACCAUUUCCAAUUUACGUAUUACCUAUAUUGAUCGUCCUGCUGGAAGUCCUCGAGCUGAUCUAUAUAAAUGCCGUUUAGUCUGGAAAAAUGAUACCACGCUUAUGAUUGGAUGGGCUGAUACUGUCAAGGUGGCUGUUAUCAAGGAAAAACCAAAACAAUUACAAACACAAGGACAACCUUCACAUUAUAUGGAAAUUGUUACCAUGUUCCAAACUGAAUAUAUUAUCAGCGGGAUAUCACCCUUCAAUGAUACUAUUCUGAUAUUGGCUUACAUGCUGGAUGAAGAUGAUACGUCAUUGAUGGAAGAUGAUACUCAACAAAACGACACCAAUCAUCAACGAAGAAGACUUGCCUCACGACCAGAAUUACACAUUAUUGAUCCUCAACUGGACAAUGAAGAAAUAUCAGCAGAUGUAUUAGCACUCAAUGGAUAUGAACAUUAUCAACCCAAUGAUUAUGUCUUAGGUUUUUUAGCAGAGGAAGAUAUGUUUUAUGUGAUGGGACCUAAAGAUUUGAUUGUGGCAAGACCGCGUGAUGUGGAUGAUCAUAUUGAAUGGCUUAUGGAACAUGAGAAAUAUGGUGAAGCUUUGGAGGCUGCACAACAAGCUGCUGCAACAGCUCAACAAAAUUCCGUAGAUAUCUCUAGCAUUAGUCGAUUCAAUGUUUACGAUAUUGGUGAAACUUAUCUCAAUUGGCUUAUCAAGGAACGACAAUUUGAAACGGCAGCAAAGGAAUGUAGAAAUGUGCUUGGCAAGGAUAAAUCUUUAUGGGAAGAUUGGGUUUUUCGUUUUAUUGAAAUGAGUGAACUAAAAGCCAUUGCACCUUAUAUACCCACCAAGGAUCCUCAACUUGGAAGUACUUUGUAUGAAAUUGUUUUGGCUUGGUAUAUGAAAACAGAUCAAAAGGUAUUACUGGAAACUAUUCAUCGUUGGCCCCGUGAACUUUAUAAUCUAUCCAAUAUCAUUGUUGCUGUUGAAGAUUAUUUGUCUAAAGAUCAAAACAAUGAAAUCUUAUUGGAAUGUUUGGCUGAUCUAUAUACUUACAAUAAUCAACCAGACAAGGCCAUUGAAUAUAACUUGCGAUUACGUCGUCCUAAUGCUUUUGAACUUAUUCAAGAAUACAAUAUGUUUGAUGCCGUCAAAGAUAAGGCGGUGCUUUUGAUGGAAUUCGAUCAACAUUUGAUAAAGAAACAAGACUCAUCAGCAAAACCAAACUCAAUGCCAGCCGUCCAACUCUUGGUGAAAAACACAGAAGCAAUGCAGCCAGCCAAGAUUGUUCGUCAACUCCGGUCUUAUCCUGAAUUCCUUUACAUUUAUUUGGAUGCUUUGUUUGAACGUGAUCAUCAUAUUGGUUAUGAAUUCCAUGAUAUUCAGGUUGAACUCUAUGCAGAAUAUGAUUAUAGCAAGUUAUUGAAUUUUCUUCGGACAAGUCAUUAUAUUUCAUUGGAAAAGGCCUAUCAUAUCUGUGAAAAGAAAGAUUUGGUACCUGAAAUGGUGUUUAUCUUGGGUCGUAUGGGUAACAACAAGAAAGCACUGAUGCUUAUCAUCAAUCGAUUGGGGGAUGUUCAACGAGCUAUUGAUUUUGCAAAAGAACAAAAAGAUGACGAUCUUUGGGAAGAUUUAUUAACCUAUUCUAUGGACAAACCAUUAUUUAUUCGAGGAUUACUUGAAAAUGUAGGAACUGAUAUUGAACCAUUACGUUUAAUCAAACGUAUUCCUGAUGAAUUGGAGAUUCCUGGUUUGAAAGAGGCAUUACUUAAAAUCCUUCAAGAUUAUAAUUUACAGAUGUCACUUCAUCAAGGAUGUGAAAAGAUCUUGGUCAGUGAUAGUGUCUUCUUGGCAGAUCGAAUGUACAAGACACAAAAACGAGGCAUCAACUGUCAACGUAAGUUUUUUUUUUUUUUUAAAAAAAAAGAAGUAUAA